CCCCUCCCUCGGGAGAUGAUUUUUCCGUUGGCCGGGGAGGACUGUGGCUCAUGCUGCAGUCACGCAGCGUGGACAAGCAGCACGCCGUCAUCAACUACAACCUGACAACUGAUGAGCACCUGGUGAAAGAUCUGGGAAGCCUGAAUGGGACGUUUGUGAACGACCUGCGGAUUCCCGAUCAGACCUACAUCACACUCAAACUGUGCGACAUCAUCCGCUUCGGAUAUGAUAUCCUUCCCAGUCUCCUUGUUUGUGUGUGUUUAUAUUGGGUGGGGCGACAGUGGUGUUGGGUGUUUGCCCGGCAACUGAAAGGUUGUCGGUCCAAGCCCUGGCUCUAGUUUCCAUCAUCGUUGUGUCUUUGGGAAGACACUUCACCUGCAUUACCACCUUCUGAUGGUGGUCAUAUGGUGGCGCCAGCCUACGGCAGCCUGGCUUCUAUCAGUGAGCCCCAGGGCAGCGGUGGCAGCUCACCACCAUCAGUGUGUGAGUGGAUGGCUGAAUGUAGUGCAAAGCUCUUUGGUCAGGUCCCCACCGGCCGUUUACCAGGAACUUCUGGAAUAUUCACCAACGUUCUGAGUUCAGCCAGACCUCAUGGAGACAUUAGUCUGAUCCCAAUAUGUCUGACCCCCAAUCUAACCAGAGAGGUUUAUUUAGAUUACCUGUGGACUAAAGGUCAGAGUUUAAAAUAUACAGGUAACGCUUAAGGUAAAUAUCAGGGUUAUACUUAAUGUCAGGGUUAGGGUUAAUGUCAGGGUCAGGUUU
Cyprinodon tularosa is the source of this 762-nucleotide messenger RNA. RefSeq names its product centrosomal protein of 170 kDa-like. Gene Ontology annotation, molecular function: protein binding. Lineage: Eukaryota; Metazoa; Chordata; Actinopteri; Cyprinodontiformes; Cyprinodontidae. Bases 51 to 338 code for a protein of 95 amino acids. The record is from RefSeq and is a predicted model, not a curated record. The transcript is spliced from 3 exons.